Messenger RNA from Drosophila ananassae, 1252 nucleotides. RefSeq lists its product as uncharacterized. Gene Ontology annotation, molecular function: protein binding. Bases 95 to 1204 code for a protein of 369 amino acids. The transcript has 3 exons. NCBI's taxonomy places the organism in Eukaryota, Metazoa, Arthropoda, Insecta, Diptera, Drosophilidae. The record is from RefSeq and is a predicted model, not a curated record.
AGUUGUUAUACCAAGAAAUUAAACUUUUCCUACAAAAAUGAUUCAUUUUGUUUUUGCCAUUCGAUGACUUCGGAGUAAAAAUCAGAGAAUAAAAAUGAGUUACGAUUCCUGGAAUAAGCGCGGAGCUGAAAUGCUUAAGUCUGGUCUCUUUUCCGAUAUUUGCAUACUCGUUAAGGACUCCAAAUUCGCUUGCCACCGAUUUAUGCUGGCCCGUGCCUCGGAGUUUUUUGAAAAAUUGUUUCAAAAAGAUGGCUUAAAGAAUGGAAGCGUGCGUUUGGAGGAAACGACACCUGUUGUAUUUCAAAUUAUUCUGAAUAUUAUUUACACUGGGAAGUCUAAGUUCUUUACAAUCCUUAAAAAUGAUAUAUUAAUACAAGUUUUGAAAAACGCAAAUAUGUGGCUAAUACGUGAAGUUGAACAAUGUUGCACUGAGCUUCUUAGAAAAAGAGCAGAAAAUAUGAACUUUGAAUUAUUAAUAGAAUUGUAUGCAGAAUUUUUCCUUCUCGAUAACAAGAGUUUUUUGAAGGAGAUUAUUGAGCUUCUUCAAAAGCAAUCGGACCAAAGCAAUGAAACUUUUUCAAAGGUGUCUAAUCUAAGCUUCAAUUGCUUCAGGGACUUCGUUCAGAGCACUUCGCACAUUUAUUCUGAAAGUACACGUUUUGUUAUGGUUGAAAGUUGGAUUCUGAAAAAUGUGGAUUUUGAAUAUAGUUCCAUUAAUGAUUAUAAGGGCAUAAUAAGUAACAUUAAUUUUAAGAAAAUGACAAUUCAAGAAUUUCGGGAUGGACCGGGAAACUCAAUACUCUUGGCUGAUAAAGACAAGUACGAAAUAUUGUCUGAAAUCGCAGGUAAAAACCAGAAAAGAAUUUUUGAUUCUCGGAACUGUAAGCUAAUAGCGACUUUAGUUGAAACCUUUUUCAACAAUAGGAACAUGUCAAUUAUAGGUUAUAGGAACAUGUCGUGUGUAAUCUUUGCGACAGAGGACUUUCAAAUAGUGUAUCGGCGUGGAAAUAUGAAUGUAACAGAUCAGUAUUUGUUAGAGUUAAUCAAGGAGCUAUUUCCAAAUAAUAUGAAUGAACAUCGUGUCCAAGAUUCAAAUGGGGUAAUUUUCGUGGACAAAACACUACAUACUAUUCUGUUUGCAAAAAGUUCCUUUGGCCAUACCGGUUCUAGUUUGUCAAGGUAUCUUAAUGAUCAUCAAUUUUAAAAGACAUCAUUUAAAAAAAUAAAAUAAAGUUAACCUAAACUUAUGAAA